Messenger RNA from Aplysia californica (California sea hare), 2402 nucleotides. RefSeq lists its product as uncharacterized. The coding region runs from base 157 to 1980 and encodes 607 amino acids. The transcript has 9 exons. The record is from RefSeq and is a predicted model, not a curated record. Lineage: Eukaryota; Metazoa; Mollusca; Gastropoda; Aplysiida; Aplysiidae.
UUUUUUCUCAUUCUCCAUUUGAAUAUCAGCGUGUGUAGACGUAUUACGAUACUAUUCUGAAAGUUAUUCUUUAUUGAGACGUGUGUUCUGUUCUGAGAUUUCUGACAAAUUUAUUCGAUAGUGACGUUGAGACGGCAUCAUUGUUGAGAAGUCAUCAUGAACCAAGAUUUGUGUGAGGAGUCCACGACUCAUGUCCAGAAACUGGUCAUCGGCCACACGAUGGACGACUCUGAAACUGAAAGGAGCACGUUUGUUGGGGGUCAUGACCUGAACCGUGGAUUGGGAUCAGGAGGUUCCUUGACUGGUAGUGAGGAGACGGCCAUGGCUUGUGGGAAGACAACACCCAACGGCUCAAGCUGUGCGGUGCUUGAUCAAGAUGUCGGAAAGGGCGCUAAGAAAGGCGAGAAGACGUCUAUCUUUGGAGACGUGUCUAAUGUCUUGUCUGUGGCAAACUUAACCCCUGCCUGGUUUGCUCAGUCGGGCCUGCUGUCCCUAGUGCAGACUGAAUACACGUCAUCCUCAUCGGAGCUGCUGUCAUCGGCUAAGUCAUCUUUGUUGGUUGAGGCAUUGUCAUCAUUUGAUCGGUCCUCGGUAGUGGAGACAUCCUCAUCACCUGAACCAUCUCCCUCAGUUGAGAGAUCUUCAUCUGUUGACCCGUCAUCAUUUUCAGAGACACUUUCAACAAAGAAAGAAGAUGAAGGGAACCAGGCGUCCAUCAGUCCGUACUCUGGCUUGAGAAGGCUUAGCCUGAAGAUGUCUUCAGUCGCCAGUAGCUCUUCCUCCAUGCUCCCGGUACCCCCGCCGGAAAACAACAAGACUGACAAACUCAACAGCAUCACCGAGCAUGAGAGAGAGUCUGCUAGUGCUGGAGAAUCCAAGCCCUCAGAUAAAACCUCGCCGUGUUCAUUGGUGUCUGCGGCGUCUUCAGCAAGACCCUCGUCACAACAGUCUGUAACUAGAAUGACACCACGACCUUGUAACGUGUUCGUGUGCUCCAGGAUAAACCCAGAGGUCAGACAGAAACAGGACCAGGGCUCCUCCGCAUCUGGUGUUGCCGAAGGUGCCGCGAGACAAACCAGACCCCAGCGACCCCGUAUCGUGUUUUCCUCCUUGGUCAACAUAAGCCUUAGACUAGCUGAGAUUUCGGCUGCUUCCAUUGUCAAGAACGUCGGUCGACGAGUCAGCAAGAGGCCGAGUUCCCCGUCGAGCUGUUCCAACGCUGCCCUGUUUCUCAAGACAUCAACCCCUCCUCCUCUGCACCCAGACUCUAACGACACAGAUUUUAGCUGUGUGGGAAGACAGGAACAGUUUACACAGAUACAAGAUAGACAGGCCUUUGCUCAAUUACCCAUCGUAACUGUCUCUAGAAUGCCGCCAAUGCCGAAGUUCUGGGAAUACAAACCUCUUGAGUUUAAUGAGGUGAUCGUGGUCCACGCGGAGAGCCCAAGUAGUUUUGUGGCAAUCCCAGAAAAGAUGAAGACUUCUCUUGAGAUGAUGGAGAAGGAAAUUGAGGAGAACUUCCUCUCACCAAAGCCUCAUGUCAUCUGCCUGUGUUACAAAACCUUGUACACUGUCAAAGAGAAGGGGUAUGAACAGCUCAUGUCUAUCCAAGUCUACUACCCGGACCACGGUAGAUUUGACACUGUCUUCCCACCACAACUGUUCCAGCUUCCGAAACGGUUCUACGCCAUGCCCUUCCUGGCUCAUCGGAUGGGGCUUGGAGCGAUCACUCCCAUCUCCAACAAGUGGUCCGAAGCCUCCAAGUUCUACUUCAUGUCCCGUGUCAUGAACAAGAUCGUCAACGCUUGCGUCGUACCGGCACCCAACAGCACUGAGCAGGACCCACAGGACGAAGCCAAGGCCAACCCCAGCAGUUUUGAUUUAAAGCCUUUAGAGGUUCAUCUCAUAGAUGCCUCUGGAGAAGAUGACGAGGUCAUCGGUGAUCUGCUGUGUCUUAAGGGCUAUGCUCGGCGUCCAUGACCUCCAAGUGACAUGCACCCACGAUGUGUGUGGAGGUGUAAAGGACUAGGGUCACGGGCAAACUUUAAUGUCCCUUCACCUCAAGCUUUCGCUCGAUAGUCUUGGGGCGACAUGUACUCCCUCCCAUAAAGACAAAUAAACCACACAAAAAAUCUUGCAAGAAAAUUCACACACACCCUCAUGAUUUGCUUAGAGAAAGUCAUUCAAGUCAUUGAUAAACAGACUUUAGGGCUUUGUUUGGUGACCCAGGGUCCACCCACUUGGACUGAGUGAGCACGAACACACACAGGCUCACGGCAAUAUUUAUGAGCACCAAAUGAGUCCACAAAGAUGUACUUAAUACUGGAAAUUCCCAUCUGAAACCUUGUUGAUGUUUUGUUUGUUCUUGCUUUGAAAAAUAAAACGAGCAAAAUUUAACUCUA